GGUCUCAGUGCUCUUCCUGGUCUUUCUGAUCUCCCUGCUCGUCUCGGUCUUGUUGCUUGUCCUGGUCAUCUUGAUCUUAAUUCUCAUCCCGGUCAUCCUAGUCUUCCUGUCUGAUUGCAAGUUGGCCACUCUGUACUUUAAGGCUGUCGACUUUACGCAGUUUACGAAGUAGCCUCGGUCUAAAGUUAAUUCGGGUUCUGAAGUGGAUCAGGAGUCAUGGCGCCAAAGAGGAGGGCUGCGGCCUCCCGCAAGGCAGGAGGGAAGAAGGUGAAGGUGGAGCCGGAGGAGGAGACGCCAAAGCCCCAGGACGCCUUCAGGGCGGCCAAGGAGGCCCUGAAGGCGGCCGGGCCGGAGGUCAAGGGGAGCAGGAAGGUGGAUGAGCGAUGCGGUAUCCCCAGUGCCGAGGUGUUUGAAGACUACGACUGUAUGCUGAACCAGACCAACAUUGAAGACAACAAGAACAACAACAAGUUCUACGUGAUCCAGGUCCUCAAGGCAGACGAUUCCUACUACUGCUGGAGCCGCUGGGGCCGCGUGGGAGAGGCGGGGAAAGGGGCGGCCUCCAGCCCCUACAGCUCAGACCAGGCCAUCAAGGACUUUGAGAAGAAGUUCAAAGACAAGACGAAGAACAACUGGGCGGACCGGGACAACUUCGUGGCCCAGAAGGGGAAGUACACCCUGAUCGAGGUGGACGGGGAUGCUGACGCCGAGAUCAAGGUGGACGAGGUGGACGGGAAGGCCGUGAAGAUCGUCAAGAAUGUCCUUCCAGUCACUCUGGACCCUCCGACCCAGAAGCUGGUGGAACUCAUCUUCAGCCAAAAUAUGUUCAAAGAAGCGAUGGAAUGCAUGAACCUGGACAUUAAGAAGAUGCCCUUAGGCAAGCUGAGUAAGAUGCAGAUCGCCAAGGGCUUCGAGGUGCUGGAGGAGAUGGAGGCGGCUCUGGCCCAGAGGAGCCCCAGGAAGGCGCUGGAGGCGCUGUCCUCACGCUUCUUCACCACCGUGCCGCACAACUUCGGCCGUAGCCGCCCGCCCGUCAUCGACCAACAGGAGAUCAUCGACAAGAAGAAGGAGAUGCUCAUGGUGCUGGCCGACAUUGAGAUCGCCCAGACUCUGCAGUCGGAGACGGAGAAGGCUCUGGCGGAGGAGAAGGUGGAGGACGUCCCUCACCCCGUGGACCAGAACUACAACUCCCUGAAGUGCAGCCUGGAGCUCCUAGAUGGCGCCACAGAGGAGUUCAAGGUCAUUGAAAAGUAUCUGAAGGUAACGGCCAACGACUACAACCCCCCAAAGAUCAACAACGUCUGGAAGGUCAAUCGAGAGGAUGAGGGGGCGCGCUUCCUCGAGAACGACAAGCUGGACAACCGGCGUCUGCUGUGGCACGGGACCAACAUCGCGGUGGUGGCGGCCAUCCUGAAGGGCGGUCUCCGCAUCAUGCCUCACUCCGGGGGCCGCGUGGGGAGAGGGAUCUACUUCGCCUCGGAGAACCGCAAGUCUGCUGGAUACGUGUGCACCUCUAAGAACACGGGCGUCAUGUUCCUGAACGAGGUGGCCCUGGGGAAGGAGUUCACCAUCACCAAAGACGACGGCUCCCUGAGGAAGGCUCCCGACGGCUACGACAGCGUGGUGGCCCGGGGCCACGUGGAGCCAGACCCCUCCAAGGACACCACCAUCACUCUGGAUGGCAAGGAGGUGGUGGUGGCCCAAGGGAAAGCCCUGAAUCAGAGUCGUUUCAAGCAGAGCCACUUCUCCCACAGCGAGUACCUCAUCUACAAGGAGAGUCAGUGUCGCAUCCGGUACCUUCUGGAGCUGAACAUGCACUGAGCGUAGGAGGAGGGCCUAGCGUCACUUCCUCACCCGUCUUAUGGGGUCUGGCUUGGAAGCUUUUGCUGCACUAUUUGCUUGUGUUUUGUCUAACUCAAGCUCUAGGAAUUAGGGUUAGCUAACCCUAUCUCAAGGUCUAAGAGUUAGGGUCAGCUAACUAAAGGUCAAAGAGUUAGGGUUAGCUUACCCUAACUCUUAGACCUUGAGACCUUUAGUUAUAAAUGCACUUAAUAGCUCGGUUAUAUAACUAUAUAUAUAACUUGGAUAUUUUGGCCUGUUUGACUGGACAUUUUCCACAGUGAAUCGAUAAAAAGGUGCCUUAUAUAGUCGGCUCUGUCCCUCUAAAGAAUUGUUAACGCAUGGAACAUUUCUUGUCUUCUACCACUGGAAGUUUGUUAAAAUGCUAUCUUCUGUCCUUCUCCCUGGCUUCGCUUUCUUUUGUCACGAGAUAUUUUGAAGGCUUCUGAUACAUCUAGUUUGUGGUGUAGUUGCGAUUAAUAGGUUUUAGGGUGCAAUGUGGCCCUUAUUUAUCUAGAGCACCAUGCAUAAUUUUGCAAUUUGCACAGUUCGGUACAUCUAGAACGUAUGGAAAUCGAGAAGAAUGUACCUGCAUGCCAUGCUAUAUCUGCUACCCGGUAUCAUCUGAUGAAUACACUAGUGAUAAAUAAUGCACUAUAUAUGUUUACAGAACAUUUUAGAAAUAUAUAAGUGCUGCUAUAGGGAUAUUGCAAUCAUUUUACAAAAAAUAUAUGCUGUAGGUUUUUACCGCUAAUAUUAUGGUUUAUUAUUGCAUAGUUAUUACUAAAAGUUGCUUCGCUAUUUACCCAAAAUAUAUUCCGGGCAAGUUCUUUUCUCCACCACUGGGUGUCGCUGGCGUCCAUUCUGGUUCUAUGUUGAAUUCUACUGCCUUACCCUUUUUGCACCACGACCGCCCUAUGAAGAGUCAAUAAACAGUACUGACCACCUCC
Gadus morhua (Atlantic cod) is the source of this 2789-nucleotide messenger RNA. It is a transcript of the gene parp3, whose product is annotated as poly (ADP-ribose) polymerase family, member 3. Bases 217 to 1821 code for a protein of 534 amino acids. Gene Ontology annotation, cellular component: nucleolus; site of double-strand break. NCBI's taxonomy places the organism in Eukaryota, Metazoa, Chordata, Actinopteri, Gadiformes, Gadidae. Gene Ontology annotation, biological process: protein poly-ADP-ribosylation; double-strand break repair. The transcript has 11 exons. Gene Ontology annotation, molecular function: NAD+ poly-ADP-ribosyltransferase activity. The record is from RefSeq and is a predicted model, not a curated record.